AUGUGUGAGUCUGGGACUGUUUGCAUGAGCGGUGUAGACGCCGGAUCUUGCUGCACUAAUCCUGCACAGAAACGGUGUCCAUCACCUACUGCUCUAAACAUACAAUGCCGAAAAUUGCGUGGUGUUAACUGGUGCAAUAAUGAUUUUGACUGCCAUGGAAAAUCUACUAUGCCAUCAAUUUGCUGUCCCACAGGCUGUAAUUACAAUAUGUGUUUGCAUAUGGGUUUUGAACCAGUUCCACAUGUCAGGAGGCAUGUCACAGCUCUUUCUUCGUCGCCGGUGGAUGAGUGUCCCGAUCCUUAUACUCUUAACGUGCGAUGUGCUGUUCGAAACCCUGCCAGCUGGUGUUUGACAGACGCAGAAUGUCCAUCAGUAAACAGUGCACAUCCACGGAAAUGCUGUGCAACCCUCUGUGGCAACAAUGUUUGUGUUGUCAAGUAUGGCGACAAGUGGAUAAUAGCCUGA
Molecule: messenger RNA, 465 nt
Organism: Cylicocyclus nassatus
Lineage: Eukaryota; Metazoa; Nematoda; Chromadorea; Rhabditida; Strongylidae
Source: the annotation of a GenBank genome assembly